AUGGCACUGGUACACGUCGUGUUAAUAUGGGGGACCAAUAACACGACGACCGACAAUCUGACGGCAAUCGAGAUUAUGCAUCGACAAACCGGCAGCAAAUUGGUCUUGGCCGCCCGUAUCUUCUAUGCUGCAUUCAUCUGGAUGGCAAAAUUCACUGUCCUCGAGUUUCUGAAACGAACCAUAGGAGCAUCGUGGGCGAAGUCGUACGAGUGGGGACUGAGAGCCAUUUAUGUCUUUCUUGCAUUGACCUACAUUGCGGUCAUGAUCGGAACGCUCGCGGAAUGUCAGCCUUUUGAUCAUUACUGGCAAGUCGUGCCAGAUCCCGGCCCGCAGUGCCGUGAGGGACUAGUCCAGCUUCUGGUGAUGGGAGUCUGCGACAUCGUCACUGAUGUCGUUCUUGUCGCGUUUCCAAUCCCCGUCGUGCUAAGGUCGACCAUGCCGAUGAAGAAGAAGCUCAGUCUCAUCGGACUAUUCCUUCUCUCCGGCAUCUUGAUUGGUGUCACGGCGUACCGAGUUCCAUCGACCAUCGACCGACAAUCGGACCAAACGUAUCGAUCAUUGCUGGCGUCAUUAGAGAUUCUGGCAGCGACAUUCGUCAGCAAUGCUGUCAUCAUCGGCUCGUUCAUUCGCGAUAAAGGGGUCAAGAAAGCAAAGUUCCGAGCGGCAUCAGUCGCAGACUCGACGAAUGGCGUUGGGCCACUCUCGCGUGUGGCCACUGCACGCUCUGCUCAGGUCACCAUGAGGCACUGGGGCAGCGAUGAGGACCUGGUUAGCGAUUUGGGCAUGUCUCUGCCGUCUUCUUUGCACUACGGAGGCUCCGGGCCCAGAGCGCCUUCUGCUGCUCCUGCGUACGAGCCGGCGCUGCCUUCAGUUGACGAGAAGCCUGCUCACAGUAGGAAAACAUCCGAGAUAGACCAGGGUUGGACCUUCAGACAUGGCUCCCGGUCACGGAGUCGCCAGCAUAGACGAUCUUCAGUCUCAUCUGUAUCGACUACCUCGAUCGACAUCAAGUUGCGAGGUCUGCAAGCGUCGAUGGACGAGCCAGUCAGUCCAGGGGCGAAUAUGGAUACAGAGCCGCUUAGCAAGCAGAUGUCAUUCUUCGACGUAGGCGGGCUGGUCGACGCACCCAAGACGACCGUCUCUCAGACUCGACUACCUGAACCGGCCGAACGGACAGGUGCACGCGGCCGUUCUGGGUCGAAACAAUUCCUCUCCGACAUAGGCGGUAUGCUCUCGAGACACAAGGAGGAGGACACCGAGUCAGAUGUCCCAAGUCGGACGCCGUCGAAAUUACGGGAAAGGAGGAAGUUCAGUCGCAGUCCGAAUCCAGCCCAUAGGCUCGCAGGAUCACGUUCCGCGAGUGGGAAGCAGGCUCAGCAAUUCGAGCAGAGUCCGCAGGUCAGACCAACGGACGAUGGCCCAGAUGCGCUGUCCUUCGGGGAUGUUGGCGGUCUGUUGAAAUGA
Cyphellophora attinorum is the source of this 1464-nucleotide messenger RNA. RefSeq lists its product as uncharacterized. Lineage: Eukaryota; Fungi; Ascomycota; Eurotiomycetes; Chaetothyriales; Cyphellophoraceae. The record is from RefSeq and is a predicted model, not a curated record. The transcript has a single exon. Bases 1 to 1464 code for a protein of 487 amino acids.